CUAGCGUUACCGUAUGCUCACAAUUAUUUACGCUUUCUGUAAAGGAUGCUGCGGCUCUAUUUUUAGGCCGGUUGGAGAGAUGGCGCUGUCAGUCUCUUAAAAAUAGUUCAACUUGUUGAUUAGUUCAUAACAGGUCUAGACGACGUUCGUACCAGACACGUGUGCGUGUAAUUUAUUUAGGUGUUUUUGCUAUUGCGUAAAAGUGCUAUGGAGCCAAACUUUGUGAGGGGUUUCUCACUUCAAGAUGCCCUAGAGAUUGCCUAUAGUGAUAAUAUAGACGAAAUAUUUAUUGAACCACCCGAUCCGGACGUUCUGACAGACGUAGACUCCGGGGAUGAAGAUGGUAGUGGAUUUAUUGACAAAUUAUCUGGCAGACAACUUAGAGGUCAAGCCGAAGUAAAACUCCUAGACAACACCAGAGUUGGUGGGUGCAGUUCUGAUGAUUUGUCGCGAAGUCUUGGAUCACUUCGUGCUUCACCAAAACAUAGGUCUCCUUCGCCAUCACAAAACAAAGCACCUUCGAUAACACAAAUUACUGUUGAUGUAGAGGACUUUGACUGGGUCCAAGGAGAUUUGCCACCAAAUCACCAAAUUUUUCCAACAUGUGACUUCAAGCCAUAUCAACAUUUGAGUCCCGUGGAAUUAUUAGAAUUGUUUAUCCAUGACGACAUCAUACAUAUGAUGAUCGAGGAAACGUCCAGGUAUGCCUUAUUCAAAAACUGUCCGCACCCUAAAGUAUCUGUAGGAGAAAUGAAAUGCUACAUUGGCAUUCUUAUUAUUAGUGGGUAUAUUGAUUUACCAGGAAAAAGGUUUUACUGGGACUCAAAUAAUGACAUGAGAAAUGAACUGGUUUACAUGUCUAUGCGCAGGGACCGGUUUUUGCAAAUUUCGCGUUUUAUUCACUUCGCUGAUAAUUGUAAACCAGAGCUUUCUGAUAAAGUGUGGAAAAUGCGUCCACUAAUGGACAAGAUCAAGGAAAACUUUUUAGCUUAUUUUGAGCCUGAAGAGCAUCUAUGUUACGACGAAUCUAUGAUUCGAUACUUCGGAAAACACAGCUGCAAGCAGUUUAUUCGAGGUAAGCCAGUUCGUUUCGGCUAUAAAAUGUGGUAUAUGAAUACGGCUUCCGGUUACCUCAUCAACUUUGAAAUGUAUCAGGGAAAUAACCCCCGCCGCUCCCCUGAGUAUGAAUUAUUAUUCGGUAAAGCAUCAGUGCCCAUGGUGCAAAUGCUAAAAGAAGUAGAAAGAGAUCCCAAUUUUACUGUUUCCACUGAUGAUCUUGAGGAUGGAGAAAACGAACUUCUUAACUUUGAAGAUUCAGGAAGCGAAUAUGAUCCGAAAGAAGUUGAUGAAUCUGAAUCUGAAAAAUCUGACUCUGUAGACUCUGAAGAGCAAGAACUUGAAGAACCAGAAGAAGAAGAACGAAACGAACAAAAGGGCCGGCCAAAAAAAGGAAGACCUAUAAAAUAUCAAAAAUAA
Anthonomus grandis grandis is the source of this 1476-nucleotide messenger RNA. RefSeq names its product piggyBac transposable element-derived protein 3-like. Gene Ontology annotation, molecular function: sequence-specific DNA binding. Lineage: Eukaryota; Metazoa; Arthropoda; Insecta; Coleoptera; Curculionidae. The record is from RefSeq and is a predicted model, not a curated record. The transcript has 4 exons. The coding region runs from base 208 to 1476 and encodes 422 amino acids.